AUGACCGUCAAUAAAACAAGAUUAAUUACUUCAACUUCGAAGUUACAUGAUGGCCCAAGCUUUAAUAAACCAUUAACCGACAAAAUCGAGCCAUUGCAAUUUACUUUGAAAGAUAUUUCUAAGACUUCAGCAACUGCAAUUCCCGUCUUUGAUCAUUCAAUCUUAGCAAUUUCAUUGAUCGACUUCUUGAAAGAGGAAUUCAACUACGAAAUUGAAAAUGGAGAUACUUAUCCACAGUUAGGAGAAUUGUCCAGAGAUGAUUUUAUUCAUUAUUGGUUUCACUCAUUUGCUGUCAUCGCCAUUAAAGGGACAAAUCUUGAUAUAAUUUUCAGUGAAGAUACAAAUUGGUCUGAAUAUAUCUUGGGUACGUUUUAUAUUAAACCAAACUAUAUGCCUCGUUGUUCGCACAAUUGUAAUGCCGGUUUCUUGGUUAACCACAAUUUACGAGGUUUUAAAAUCGGAUACAGACUUGGCCAAAUAUAUGUUCAAUGGGCUCCUUUGUUGGGUUACACAUAUUCCGUGUUCAACUUAGUCUUUGUAACUAAUCAGGCAAGUUGGAGAAUUUGGGAUAAAUUCAAAUUUGAUAGAAUUGGUAUGGUACCAAAAGCUGCCGUAUUGAAAGGUCAUAAAGAACCAAUUGACGCAAUCAUUUUCGGUAAAGAUUUAACCAAAAUUGAACCAGAAAUAUUACAGGACUUUGAAUAG
Kazachstania africana CBS 2517 is the source of this 705-nucleotide messenger RNA. RefSeq lists its product as uncharacterized. Bases 1 to 705 code for a protein of 234 amino acids. The record is from RefSeq and is a predicted model, not a curated record. Lineage: Eukaryota; Fungi; Ascomycota; Saccharomycetes; Saccharomycetales; Saccharomycetaceae. The transcript has a single exon.